CAAGUUGACUGUCUGACAUGUGGUAUCAUUUACUGUGCUCCCACACACGACCACUCGCAGUGAAGACGGUGGGCUUUGACUCAUGUCUCUGGCGAAUAGCAAAAUAAUUCCCGCACACACCAUUGCUUGGGUUGUGUGUGUGUGUGUGUUUGUGUGUAUACACGUGCACUUUUUAUCUCUGCUGUGAGGCAACUGAGUGGCUGAGCUUGUAGGUGAGGUCACACACAUCUGUAUUUAACGUCAGUGCACACUAACCUCAAACAGAGGUUUGGAAACGUGUUUGUUCACGGCAGCAACGGAGAGAGGACAAAGCUGAGUAAGCUGUGGCCUUCCUUCUCAUAGUCUCUCCAUGCACCGGCAAGUACCGUGGGCUGCCCUGCCCUGGCGGAAAGGUGCAAUGCUCAUAGACUGUGCUGCUUCUGGAGACCCCAUGGCCCCCGGCACACCAUCUCCCUCUGCGAAUAGCCGACGACUCACUCUGGUGCAGUUGAUAUUGUCGUCCCUGUUGAUCUUGCUGGUUUCUGGGCUGCAACCAGUAUUGGGUCAGAAGGUCUACACCAACACAUGGGCUGUCCACAUACCUGGAGGUGGGGAGGAAGCUGAACAAAUUGCCAGUAAACAUGGCUUCAUCAACUAUGGACAUGUUUUUGGUGACUAUUAUCACUUCAAGCAUCGUACCGUGGCGAAGCGAUCGCUGUCUGAUCAUAGGAGCACACACGUCCGUCUAAUUAAAGAUCCCAAGGUGACCUGGGCAGAGCAACAGGUAGCCAAACGUAGGAAAAAAAGGGAUAUCUACGUAGAACCGGCUGAUCCAAAAUUUGUGGAGCAGUGGUACCUGUACAACACCAACCACCGUGACUUGAAUGCCAAAGCUGCUUGGCAGUUGGGCUACACAGGUAAAGGAGUGGUGGUGUCCAUCCUGGAUGAUGGAAUCGAAAAGAAUCAUCCAGACCUCAGUCAAAACUAUGACCCAGAUGCCAGCUAUGAUGUGAAUGACGGCGACCCAGACCCUCAGCCACGAUACACACAGCUUAACGAUAACAGGCAUGGAACACGCUGUGCGGGAGAGGUGGCAGCAGUAGCCAACAAUGGCAUCUGUGGAGUGGGUGUGGCUUACAAUGCCAAGAUUGGAGGCGUGCGCAUGCUGGAUGGUGAGGUGACAGACAUGGUGGAGGCCCAGUCUCUGGGCCUGAACCCUCAACACAUUGACAUCUACAGCGCCAGCUGGGGCCCAGAGGAUGAUGGCAAAACUGUGGAUGGGCCUGCCAAACUUGCCAAAGAGGCCUUUCUGCGUGGAGUUACUGAGGGUCGUGGAGGUUUGGGCUCGAUUUUCGUGUGGGCCUCCGGCAACGGUGGCAGGGAUAAGGACAGCUGUAACUGUGAUGGCUACACCAAUAGCAUCUACACCCUCUCCAUCAGCAGCUCGACCCAAAAUGGCUUUGUCCCCUGGUACAGCGAGGCUUGCUCCUCAACCCUCGCAACCACCUACAGCUCGGGCAAUCUCAACGAGAAGCAAAUUAUCACGACAGACCUUAAGGCUAAAUGCACAGACUCCCACACAGGGACGUCUGCCUCCGCCCCACUGGCUGCCGGGAUCAUCGCUCUAGCCCUCGAGGCAAAUAAAAAUUUGACCUGGAGGGACAUGCAACAUCUGGUUGUGCGAACCUCUCACCCUGCCCACCUGGCCACCAGUGACUGGAAUACCAAUGGGGUUGGACGCAAAGUCAGCCACUCAUACGGAUAUGGCCUGCUUGAUGCCAGUGCAAUCGUGGCUCUGGCAAAGACAUGGACCAGCGUGGGGCCGCAACGAAAAUGUGUGAUCACCAUGCUCUCCGAGCCAAAAAACAUUGGCGGCCAUUUAUCAGUUAACAAGAGCAUAGAUGCCUGCUUUGAGAGCGACAGUCACGUGACCUCACUGGAACACGUCCAAGCUCGGCUCACCCUGUCGUACAACCGAAGGGGCAACCUGGCGAUCCACCUCAUUAGUCCUGCCGGCACACGCUCCACGCUGCUCCACCCCAGGCCUCAUGACUACUCAUCAGAGGGUUUUAAUGACUGGGCUUUCAUGACCACCCACUCUUGGGACGAGAACCCCUCUGGGAAGUGGACGCUGGAGAUCGAGAAUGUAGCGGGCGCCAGCGACUAUGGCACCCUAACCCAGUUCAUCCUGGUGCUGUAUGGCACCGCACCUCCUGGAGAUUCUCAGCCUCCAAACGGCAACUGUAAGACGUUGGACCUCAGGCAGAUAUGCCUUGAGUGUAAUCCCGGCUUCUACCUCCAUAAGCAAAGUUGUGUGAAAGAAUGUCCACCAGGCUACGCUGUGGGUUCGCUUCCCCUCAACUACACCGUGGGGAACUCCAUUUCCCCGCCCUACUUGCCGGCCUGCAUGCCGUGCCUGCCGCCCUGCCUGACAUGUAGCAAGCUCAGCGGUGAGGCCUGCCUGUCCUGUCCUCCUCACAGAUCGCUGAAUCCCGUCACCGGCAGCUGCGAUCACAACACCCAGUUCAUGCGCGAGUCGCCCGGAGGCUUCAUGGUGGGCCAAGGGAACGCUGGGUUGCAGCCCCAGCGCAACUCCCAAUUGCCCAUGACUGUAGCCAUUCUCAGCUGCAUGGCCAUCAUGGCCGUCUUUGCCGGUAUCUUCCUCAUGCUGCAGCUGCGCUCGGGCGCCGUCAUCAAGCUUCCGUCUCUAGAAGCCGGCAGCGGCCUGGCGGGCACCUUCAGCUUGGGUGGGAACAGGGUGGUGUCGUACCGCGGCAUCCCGACAGUGUGGGGGGACGACGGCGCCAACACGGACUCGGAAAACGAAGAAUUUGACGUCCAAAACGAGAGGACUGCCUUUAUCAAAACACAAAGUGCUCUUUAAUACAUUCCAUUUCUGACCUGCUUUUUUUUUUUUUUUUUUUAAUCCUCACCACCAAUUAUUGGAAAAUUCAGGGCUGGUGUGUCUUUGCUUUCAUGCUCUUCUCUGGUUUUAUCUCUCGUCCUGAUUUGGCCCUCCAUUUCAGUGGGUUCCCAACAUCCUCCGCUUCUCUGUAAGAGACCUGACAGCAAGUCGCUGCCCACUUGGAGCUCAGGAUAGCGGGUGUGUUCACACUUCUAUUUGACCUUGUGUCUUUCUCCACCUCUUCCUUUGGAUCACUGGCAAUGUGUUUCUUUCCCACCUUCUUCUCCAGCUCUUAUUGUUCCACUAAAAGACAAUUACCGCCUUUCUAUUCUUCCUCCUUUCCUUUUCUAUCAGUCUCUGUGCAGUAGCCGGAUGAGAUUGUUUUGACGUGAGGAACCCGACCGAGCGUGCUAGUGUCCAUGCCCGGCACGUGAAUCUUAAACCAGUUACUCUAAUAUUUUUCAUAGUAUUGUGUAAGUGAGCAAAUUUAUUUGGUCCCAUUUGAUUCUCGCAAGUAUCAACAUCGCAAAUGCCACGCUUUUUUUUUUUUUUUUUUUUUACCUAUCAAUGAUUUUCAUGUGCAAUGUGAGCCAUGCAGCUGUCAGAUUUAAGUUGGAGAAAGUAGACGAGCCUGUUUCCAACCUUGCAGCUAUCACGCGUAAAAGCGUCAAAGUAAAAAAUGUACUGGAGCAACCCUGCAGCAGCUAUUACUUUUGAUUCAUCUGCAGAAGGAUUGGACUCAUUACCAACACAUCACUACGUUCACUCGGUCCGGGCAUAUUAACACUACAAAGACAAAUUGCCCACGCCUCAAAUUAACAAUGACACUAAUGUAGUUGCUUGUGUCGUUUAUUGUAAAAGAGAAAUAUAAGUCUUCCUUCAGCGGGAGCAUUUUUCUCCUCCGUUUUACAUUCCUGCUCUCUCAAGCUGAGUUGAAACUGCACAUCAUCAACAUCCCUGCAUCAGGUCUAAAUUUAAGUGGAUCUCUUCUGUGAGCCCCUCCAACUAUGUUGUUGUAUUCUGACUGACGCUGCAGAAAGGGAUUUUUUUUUUUUUUUUUUAAUUUAAGUCAUACCCUUGGGGAAGGUUGUUUUUAGUCUUUGUUGCUCCAAUGCUGUAUUUCAAGGACACAUCUCACGAUUGAAUACGGAGCAAAUCUAAAUCCAUUUAUCUCUCUUCAAUAGCUCCCAACUAAUUGAUCCGGCAUUCAAGCGCUGCCGAGAGAGGUUGUCAUGAUGAUGAUGACGUGCAAACAAAAACGCAGCUGCUCACCCUUUAUAUCUACCUCUCAUCACUCAGUAUGGUUUCACACACCAACGCUUACAAAGAUGGAAAUAUUCUGGAAAUAUAAAGUAGGAUUGACGUUUCAUUUGAUUUUUAGGAUGCUGUGCCAGUUUUAUCACCUAUAUCGUCAGCAUUCAUAGGCAGGCCUUUAAAUCCCGGUUUGGGAAAUGGGACGGGUCAAAGGAUUGACUUUUUGGUCCCGUUGGCCCGCAUUUACUCGCGUGUUAAAUGGAUUUUGCCAGAUAGAUGUUGUUUGCGAUCUUUGUACUCCCAUCCUCCCUCUGGUUCCUCUUGAGGUUAAGACUUUUUGUCCUGAUGCCGACAAUCAAUUUCCCUGUUUAGAGAGCAAGAGGCAAGCAAAGAAAAUAAAUCCAUUGAAAACCUAACCACUUGUGUCGAGAAGCCCUCUGUUGGGGUAAUGUGCAGACGCAGAUGCGAUUACCGAGGUGUUAAUCCCUUCAUGUGGCUGCACAGGACUGGUCAUGGAUCUACAUUAGUGCCUGCUGACAUUUAGGCUUUAAGUAAGAUACUAAUUCAAAAAUGCCAUUUGUGGCAUCAUGGGAAGCGUUUAAAACGUAGCACCCCAUAAUGUGGCAGCAAAAUCACUUCUCAGAACGUGCUUUAGGUCGUUUGGAAAUCACAAUGUGGAAUGAUUUUGUUAUUAGAAGUAAUGCUGGCGUGUGUGCAAAAGGCAAAAUGUGCAACGUUGACUUUGUUUUGAGUCAUUGCCUGCCUGCUCAAGUGGGUGCUUUAGAGUGCUCAGGUUUCGAACUUUCUCAAGUGACGCCCUUUCAAACGCUUGCAGCCAUGCGAGUGACUUGGAGUAUUUGGCCUAAUGUGCUAUGUUGUCCUCUCUAAACAUUGAAAACAAGAACGUCCCGGCGUGUCCCAUUCAAAUUAAAAGGAGCAAUAUGUUGGCAGAACCAAAGACAAUCAUUUUGUCUGUCGUCUUAAGAUAUUUUGUCACUUGUCGAUCCCCCCACCAAUUUAGUGUGUGUGGUUGUGUGUGUGUUUGCUUGCUCACCAUGCAUCAUCUCUGUUACGACACCGUGUAUUGUUGAGCUGCUGUGAAGGAUAGCGCUAGAAUGUAUCCCAUCUUAAACUUAAGGGCUGAAAUCAGCCCUGCGCACAUGUGUGUGCGCGCAUAUGCUUGGUCAGUAUACAUUAAAUGAGUUUCGGGGGCAGCCUCUCUUGACCCCCGUCGGCCUCCUAACGAGGUCCCCGGCCCCUUGGCUGCACAGUACCUGUGCACAUGUGUGCCCUGUGAAUACUGUACACGAAUGACUUAGCUUAACUGGGACAAAACUCUAAAUAAGGCCUAUUUUUGUACUAUACGAAUGGUGCAGUGUAAUUUUCUUGUAAUUUAAAGAUUGUUUGCUCUUGUUUUCUUCUUUUUAUUUAAUUGAUGUCAAUUAUAGAUUCUACUAAAAUAAAGAUCUAUGCAAAUUUGAA
Molecule: messenger RNA, 5620 nt
Organism: Syngnathus typhle (broad-nosed pipefish)
Lineage: Eukaryota; Metazoa; Chordata; Actinopteri; Syngnathiformes; Syngnathidae
Gene: furina
Product: furin (paired basic amino acid cleaving enzyme) a
Exons: 16
Coding region: 350-2863 (837 amino acids)
Biological process (GO): peptide hormone processing
Cellular component (GO): trans-Golgi network; Golgi membrane
Molecular function (GO): serine-type endopeptidase activity
Source: RefSeq, a predicted model, not a curated record